Homalodisca vitripennis (glassy-winged sharpshooter) is the source of this 8019-nucleotide messenger RNA. RefSeq names its product centromere-associated protein E-like. The record is from RefSeq and is a predicted model, not a curated record. Lineage: Eukaryota; Metazoa; Arthropoda; Insecta; Hemiptera; Cicadellidae. The transcript is spliced from 4 exons. The coding region runs from base 1 to 7632 and encodes 2543 amino acids.
AUGGAAGUACACCUGAGUCAAUCUUCCUGCAAUAGUACAGAGCCAGUUUCAGAUGAAAGACAUACUGAUAUUGAAUCACCUGCUAAGAAAAUCAAUUGUUCUGAAAACAAAAACACAUCCAACUGCAUAGAAAUUCUUCAUGUAACAACCCCUGAAGAAACUGAAAUGGAAGAAGUUUUUGAGGAUGCUACAAGCUCUGACAUAAAAGAAACAAACCUUAUACAGAAUAAAAAUGAUGAGUCCGUUAACCUUGAUGUAUUAUCUCAAAGCACACCUACACUGGAUGAUGUUGAAAACAGUGUUGUUGAUCUGAAAGAAGAUUUAAUUAUAAAAGGGGAUCCGUCAUGUAAAGAAAUGUUAGAGGCGCAAACAACACAAGAUGUCCUCCAAUCUUCUGACUUACAAGUGAUCAAUGUACAUGGGAUAGAAAACUUAAGCAUGGAAGUGAACCUGGGACAUUUAUGUACAAGUCACGCCUCUUUCAACAGUAAAUCAUUGUCAGAAGUGGUAGAAACUGAUUUGCAUUCAGACCCAAAUAAUUUUGAAUUUCAAUUGCAAACAACUGAAGAGGAAAAAAGUACAAUCAACUUUGAAGAAACCAGUUUCAAACUUCCUGAAGAAAUCAGAACCAUACAAGUUUUGGAAACUCAGAAAAAUUAUAAUGACUUAACAAAGGACAAAGCUGAAGAUGUUUUUGAGGAUGCAACCAGGUUUAAAACAGAGCAAAUAGAUUAUGUAAUUGAUAAUGAACCUAGUCUUAUAGAGUUGUCGAAGACUAUGCCUGUAUUGGACUGUGACAAAAAUUCUGUUGUUGAUGAAGAACAUAAAGUUGUUAAUUCGCCUGAAAAAGAAGAGAUUGUACUGGAAGGACUAUUGCCAUAUGAGAGUGACCCAAUCUUCCAGAAAUCUUUGCCGUAUGAAAAUGCUGUAGCUGUUUCCUGUCCAUGUGCUUGUAAUUCAAAUGAUGAAACUGAAUGUCCUUGUAAUGACACUGCACCAUUACGUGAGAAUCCAUUAGGGAAUGAGCUACCAAAAAGCGUUGUCAGUAAAACUUUGAAAAAUAAUGAUUUCUCAAAUGAUUCACAUGAAUUAAAAACCUGUGGUAGUCCUCUACAAGGAGAAAUUACUAUGAGGGCCACAGAUACCUUGGAUGUGUCAAUGAAUAUGUCAAUGACAUUUAUAGGUGGAGUUAUUGACACUUCAUUGGCUCACGAUGUGCAGUCUACUGCCAAUAUAAGUCAUUUACAAGCAGUUUCUGAUGAUUUUCACAAAGAUAACAACUAUGGUCAAAAUGACAAUUUAUUGCAAAAUGUAACUGACUUUGUGAACUCUAACAUUGCAGAGACAAAUGACUUUACAACUUAUUUAGACCAAAAAAUGUGUGAUGCUCUUUAUGUGCCAUUAUCUCACUCAAAUGUAGACAGUAACCCAUCUACUUUUGAAAAUGGUUUGCAAAGCUUUAUGGAAAUCACAAUGGCCAAUACAAAUCCAGCUAUGUUUGACCAGAGUAUUGCACCAUAUUCUUACAGCCAAAUUGUCAAGCAAUCCAGAAGGAACUUUUGCGAAGAAAAAAGUAGUGAAGAAAAUGAUUCUGUUAAAAACGAAUUUACAAACUCAAUAGUGCUGAUGGGAUUAAAAGAAAAUAACACUGACUUUCAAAAUAAUAAACACCAUGAGUCUACAUCUCAUCCUUCUUUAGAUUUCUCUUCUUGUGGUUCUAGUCAUGAAAUAUUGCAACAGUCAAUGAGUGAUUAUGUGACCAAUAGAUCGUUUAAUCUUGCUAUACCUGAUUGUGAUUUAGAUCAGAAUUCCACCCAAGAUAAUGAAUUACGUAAACAGUGCGAAAGACAAGCUGAAAAUGUACUGCUGAUGAAAUGGCCAGCCCAUUUUCAUGAUCAACUCAAUGCCCUUAAGAGUGAAAAUCAGUUACUCCUUGAACAAUUAGAAACUUUCAAACAAAAUGAUGUAUGCAUUAGUAAUCUUAAACAAGAAAAUUUGGAAUUGUAUAAUAAACUUCAAGAAAUCACCAAACUUUCUGAAAGUCAGAAGAAAGCCUUACAGGAUUUUGAAUUGGUAGGACAACUUAAAGUGAAUUCUAACGAUUCACAGUUGAUUGUAGAACUAACAGAAGAAAACAACAAGCUUAAAGAGUUAAAUGAUGAAUCCAAGACUCUGAACUUAUCUUUGAAAGAAGAAAAUGAGUUACUUUGGAAUGAACUGAAAAAAGAUAUUGAAAAAUUGGAUAAGCUCAAACUCGACAAUGAACAUCUCUUAAAAGAACUGGAAGAUAAGAAUUCAGAAAUUUGCUGUCUAAAAUCAGACAGGAAAAAGUUGAAAAAUGUACUGAUUAAAGCAAAUGAUAAAUUGAAUGAUCUUGAGAGUGAAAAUGAGUAUUUGAACACUCUUUUACAAGAAUCAAAUAUUCAAACUGAAGAAUCAAAUGUUCAGGCUCAAACUAUGACUGUACUUCGAGAAGAAAAUAAACAGUUGCUGUUAGAAAUUAAGUCAUUGAAAGAUAGUAUAGAGGGUUUUGAAGGAGAGAGUGCAAUUUUUAUGCAAGAUUUAAGCAGUCUUGGAGAAACUAUUAGUAGUUUGUUGGACGAAAAAAGAGUACUCAUGGAGCAGGUAGCAGAUUUGGCAGAUAAAAAUGAAAGAAUUACUGAACUUAAUUCUGAAAAACAACAUUUUAUUCAACAUAUAUCAAACGUUGAAUAUAAUGUUUCAAAACUUCAAGAGGAAAAGUUUUUGUUAAUGGUUCAACUGGAGAAUGUAACAGAGAAAUUUUCUGAAGUUACUGAGCUGAAUGAACUCGUGAGAGAAUUAGAGAGACAUGUGUCUAGUUUGAAUGAAGAGUUAAUGAGUGAAGUUACUAAAAAUGAUUUGAUUUUGGUGCUUAACAAAGAUCUUGAAGAUCAGAUUAUUGAGAUCAAUAAAGACAAAACGAACAUGCAAAACUCUGUGUCCAUUUUAAAACAGACUCUGCUUUCUGAAAACCACAGUUUGAAAAGUCAACUAGAUACAAUUCAACAGACAAUAAAUGAUCUUGAGAAGCAAACCACUUGCCUUAAUGAAGAGUUACAAAAUGAAGUUAUCAACAAUCAUACUCUUUUAUCUAAAAAUGAAUUGUUAGAGAGCCAAAUUAAUGAAAUGUUUGAGGAGAAAUUGCAAUUACAAAACUCUAUAUCAUUAUUACGUCAGAAUCUUGUGGACAGUCAGGCCCAAAACAAUUUGGCAAAAGAUCAACUCUCUGAACAUUUGAAAGAAAAAGAACAAGCUUUGCAUGAAGAAAAGCUAAAUUUAACUUCUGAAAAUGAUCAAUUGAAAUUUGAGAUAAAGAAUAUUCAAGAAACAGUCAAUAAGCUUCAUAGUCAAGUAACCAACCUUAAUGAACAGUUGAAGCAAGAUGAAUCCAAACAACAAGCCCUCAUAACCACAAAUAAUGAUCUCCAGAAUCAAAUUUUGCUAAUAUCUCAAGAGAAAUUCCAUUUAGAAUGUUCUUUGUCAGAAUUAGAACAGAAUCUUGUUGAUCUUCAGGCUCAGAGCAGCCUUGCAAAAGAGCAACUUACUGAAACUUUGAGGCAAAAAGAACAAACUUUGCUUGAAGAAAACAAAAAUUUAAUGUCUGAAAAUGAGCAGUUAAAAUGUGAAAUAAAAAGUAUUCAAGAAACAGUAAAUGACCUUCAGAAUCAUUUGGUCACAAUGAAUGAAGAUUUAAAACAAGAAGAAUCCAAACAACAUGCCCUCAUAACUACAAAUAAUGAUCUACAGAAUCAAAUUUUGCUAAUAUCCCAAGAGAAAUCACAUUUAGAAUGUUCUUUGUCAGAAUUGGAACAGAAUCUUCUUGAUGUUAUGACUCAAAGCAACCUUUCAAAAGAACAACUUGCUGAACAAUUGAGGGCAAAAGAACAAACUUUGCAAGAAGAGAAACAUAGUUUAGUGAUUGAAAAUGAUAAAUUAAAGUAUGAAAUAGAAAGUAUUCGAGAAACCAAUACUGAGCUUGAGAGUAAAAUAGCAUUCCUUAAUGAUGAGUUAAAUCAACUAAAUACAAAACAACAAAGUCUUUUAGUGGCACAGAAAGAUUUAGAGAAUCAAAUCUUGAAAAUCUCUGAAGAGAAAUUUCAAUUGGAAAAUUCAUUGUCAGUGCUGGAACAAAAUCUUGUAGACAUACAGGAUCAAAAUAACUUGGCAAGAGACCUACAAUUAAAACUUAUUGAAGAAAAAGAACAAAUCAUUCAAGAUUUGAAUAAUAACCAAACCUCUUUAGAAAGUUGUGUAAAAUCGCUGACAAAUCAAACAAACAUUUUAGAAACAGAAAAUGGUGAAUUGAAAAGAAACUUGCAAAGUGUGCAAGAAACAGUAACCAAACUUAAUGAAGAUAAACAAAAUCUCUAUAAUCUUUUGGAAUCAAACAAGGAUUUGGAGCAAAAGUACAUAAUUUUAAAUGAGGCCAAGUUUGAACUAGAAAGUAAGUUAGAGAUAGCAUUAGCCAAAGAAACCAACAUUUUAAGCCUAGAGGAAGAAAAUAAGAAUCUUUCUGAGAAGCUUCAAACUCUUGUUGGGAAUGAAGAAGUUAUACAAUUGCUAAAGAAUGAAAAAAUAGAUCUUGAACUUCAGAUAAAGAACUUAUCAGAUUCUGUUGAUAAGCUUCUCAGUGAUAACAAAGAAAUGGAAGUUUAUGUCAAGGACAAUUCAGAUCUAAGGCUCACCAUGUUACAGGAAAUUCAGUCAUUAACUGGUGAAACUGAUACAAGUUGCUUGAAUGAUGGGUGCCCAAUAAUAAAUGUCUACCAUAAACUGAUGUCCGAAUUUCUUACUAAAGAAAAAGAAGUCAUAUUUGCUUUACAAAAUGAGUGUGAAACUAAAACUAAAACUAAACAAAUUGAAUUGGAUAAACUACAAGGUAUAUUGAAGGAAAAAGAAGUAUUAAGUUCCAAAUUAAUGAAUGACAUUGAAGAACUUAGGGAAGAAGUUGGGCAACAUAAUACAACAGUCAUCAAUUUGAAAAACGAACUCCAUACUAUUAAGAAUGAAUUGAUGAUAAAAGAAAAUGAAGUGUCAGAAGUUAAAGAUGAACUUAUGAUAGUGAAAAAUGAGAAAGCAUCUCUACUUAUAGAGUUAAAUAGUCAGCAUGAUGCUGAAGUUGUAGCAGAGUUGGAGGAUAAGAUUCAAUUCCUAAACAAUGAAAUUAAUUGUAAAACUGAUGAGAUCUGUGGCCUAAAUUCUGAAAUCCUUAAAUUGAAAUCAGUGCAAGAGGACUUUAUGAAACAAUCUGAGUCUGAUAAGCAUUUGUUGAAUCAACAACAAGAAAAAAUUCAAGAACUAACUUCAAAAUUGAAAUAUACAGAAGAGUCACUCGCAGAAAUAGAUAUGCAACUUCAGAGCAAGUUUCAAGAAGUAAAUCAAUUAAAUGAAGGCCUUGAAUCUAAGCAAAAAGAAAUUGAAGGAUUUGCUGAUAAAGUUAAAGAACUAACACUUGUCAAAACAAAACUUAAUGAAGUCGAAAGUGAAAUCGGAUUUAUUCUACAAUGUUUUAAUCCAAUGAAUGAUGAUUUUGAUAUGCAUGAAGCUCUUCUUAGAUGUUCACACCAUUGUCAGUCACUAGCUGAGUUAAUGAAAUCGAUUACUUUCUGUUGGAAAAAUAUCACAGCUAAGUUUGAAUCCUUAAAUUCCAACCUAAAAUCAGAAUUGGAAAAACGGGUUGAGAUGUGUCGAUCUUUAGAAAUCCAAAUAAAUUGCCUAAAUGAAGAACUGAAAGCUCACAAAAUGCUUUAUGAUGAAGACAUUCUUCAAUUUAAAGAAGAAAUAAGUGCCAAAAAUGCUAUUGUAACAGAUUUGACUGAUAGUAAUUCUAAACUUAAAAAAGAAUGUGAUGAUCUCGUUGUGAAAAUUAAUAAAAUUGAAAGGGAUAACAAAGAUGUAAAAGAACUACAUGAAGAAAUUAAAAAAUUGAAAGAAGUCAACCAUAACCUAACUGAGGCUUCUAAAAAAUUUAAUGUUUUUAAAGAAGUAAACAAAAAACUUUCUCUAGAAAUAGAAGAUCUAAGCCGUUCCAUAAAAAUCGAAAAACAAAGUACUAGUGAACUUAAAGCAAAAUGUGACACAGCUAACUACCAACUGGCAGAGUUAAAAAAGGAAAACUUCAGCUUAGAAGAUAAAAUUGAAGUCUUAGAGAAUAAACUCCUAAAUCAUGAUAUUAUAAGUUCUAUUAAAAUAGCUUUUCCAUAUAAUAUGAGUACCAUUGACAAGCAAGUUACCUUCAUCAAUGAAAAACUAGGAGAACUUGAACAGGUGAAGAGUCAGUUUGAAAAUCUUCUACAAGACCACAACAAUUUAAAACAUGAAUAUGAAAAAUCAACAGAAUACAUUAAAAGACAAGCAGAAAAACUCUCCAAAAUUUUAAAAAGAGAAUUGGAUUUGAAAAAACAGAUGGUUUCAUCUACUCAGAAUUCCUUAGCAGAACACAAAAUUCUGGAAGAACUAAAAUCCCAGCUGUUUGCUUUGUUCCCUGAUGAAGAUAGCUCGUUAAAUAAAGUUGUGGUGAGUGUAAAAGGACUCAUUGAGGAAAAUAAGUCACUAAAACAGGGAAGCCCUGCUAAAAUUGAAGAACUAGAAAGACUUUUAGAAGAAGUCAAACAAGACAAUAAAGAUCUAGACAAUGAGUGUGAAAUGAUGCACAAACAUAUUAAAGAGCAAGAAGAGUUGCUGGCAUCGGUUUUAAAACGAGAGGAAGAAUUGAAGAAAUUGAACUCGGAACUAAAGACCCAAGUGACCAACGUGGCUACAUCUACUCCAACAGAAAACUUUGAUGAGCUUCUAAUGCUGUUUCCAGAAAAGCCACCCUCGCUAAGUAAAGCCUUAGAGUUAGUGAAGAACUCACUAUCAGAAAAUCAGUCCUUAAAGGAGAAAAUAGCUGAAACUCAGGAAGAGUAUGAAAACAUGGACAAGGAGUGUGAACAAAUGUACAGAGCUUACCAAGAAAAAGAGAAAGUACUUGUAGAUGUCCUUAACAGAGAAGCCAAGUAUGUGGAAGACAUGAAAGUCAAAGAAGAUGAAUUCGCUGAAAGGUUAAAACAGUUGUCUGAGGAGCUGCAAGAGGCCAAACAUAAAUUGAUAACAAAUCCUUCUAAACCAGCUGAUUGCCAAUGUGAAGUGCUCAAGUCAAGGCUGGCAGAGCUAAAGCUCGAUGUUGCUGAUAGAAAUGCAAAAAUCACAGCAUUGGAGUUACAGUUUGAGGCAGACAAUUUUCCCAUCAAAAAGAAGGCGGCUGAUUUGGAAAAGUCAUUGGAUCAAGCUAAACACAAGAUAAGCGAGCUGAAGGCAGAAGUGAGACGAUACCAAGAACAGAUGCAUGAGGUGACUGUGGGACUGCGCACGGAGUGUGAGCGUUGUCGCCGCGAUGCAGCUCUACGUGAGGAGUCGAGCGUGCAGACCUCGCCCUCAGUCACUGCAGACACGACCAUCCUCGCCCAGAAGAACAAGGAGAUCGCAAUCCUCAAGGCUCUAUGCAAGUCGCGCAACCAGCGAAUAGCGGAGCUAGAGCAAGGCAGUAGUAAUAGCAAGCCGUCACGCCUUCUGAGGUCUGCACUGAAAGAAGGAAAGGAGAAUUCUAACCCUCCGCCAACACCAUUAUAAAACAUUAUCUUUCACUUUUGCACUGAGUCUUGGCUUUUAUUUUUAUACACCAUCUAUUUAUUAGCUCUUAAUUUCCUGAAAAAAAAUCUCAGUAUUUAAUACACUAUCAGAAUAUGAUUUGACUCCAUUUUGUUAAUGGUUAAGAAACUUUGAUUGUAAGUAUAUUGAUGAUAGCUUUAACUUGAACAUUUCUUUUUUAUCACUCUAGUGUCAACACUAAUUAAGUUAUUUUAUCCAAUAUUACAUUUUAGCUUUAAUAGAACAUAUGUAUAAUAACAAUAUUUUAAUACUAAAUAUUUUACUGUAUGAUAUAUUAGUUAUAUUUAUAGUUCUUCAUGUCUUCUAUUCACUGUUUUUAUAAAUUUGUACAUGACAUUAUUCUUUACU